Molecule: messenger RNA, 1024 nt
Organism: Pocillopora damicornis (cauliflower coral)
Lineage: Eukaryota; Metazoa; Cnidaria; Anthozoa; Scleractinia; Pocilloporidae
Product: TNF receptor-associated factor 4
Biological process (GO): regulation of canonical NF-kappaB signal transduction
Cellular component (GO): plasma membrane signaling receptor complex
Molecular function (GO): protein binding
Source: RefSeq, a predicted model, not a curated record
CAACUCACAUUGAAGACCAGUGUCGGCUAACGUGGAUUUCCUGUCCAUAUACACCGAUGGGUUGUAAGGAAAAGGUCCAACGCCAGGAAGUGGAGUCUCAUCUCGAAUCAGCCACAAGAGUCCAUCUUGAUUUCGCUUGUGUUAAGCUAAAUAACACAGAAAAAGAAUUGAAUGAAGCAAAGAACAAAUUGAAGAAGAUAGAGGAUAAGUUCGACAACGCAGUGGCUUUGUUAAAUGAGACAGUGGCUGCUUUGAAAAAUGCCAUGGGACUGCUACAGCUGUCAAACGUAAAACAUACAAACGUGUUUCUUUGGAGGAUCGACGGUUUCUGUGAAAUUUUGAAAAAGGCAAAGAACGAGGGCAAAGAGAAGAUAUACAGUGAUCCGUCGUACACCAAAACUGAAACAGAUGGUUUUGGGUACAAAUUAAAAGUGCUCAUUUGCCCUAAUGGAAUUGGAGAUGCAAAGAAUAUUCACCUGUCGGUGUUCAUUAUUAUAAUGAAAGGUGAAUAUGACGCAAUAUUACCUUGGCAUUUCAAUAAGGAAGUGAAGUUCACAUUGAUUGAUCAACAGGAUAAGCCAGGCAAAAGAGAUGACAAAACUGCGGAGCUCAUAGGACAGAAUAUCCCGAGCUUUACUAGGCCUACAACAGAAGAAAACAUAGGAAUAGGUUUUAAGUGUUUCAUAUCUCAUGAGGAACUUAAAUCGCAGCACUACAUUGUGGAUGACACUUUGUUUCUACAGGUCGAGAUUAGGUCGCCAUCUAAUUGAUUCCGUGCUCUAGCCUUAGAGGCAAAAAAGAAUUACUAAGCUAGAUUCUCAAGUUGAUUUUGAUAAAGGUUCAGUGUUUCAGAGAAAUUCUGAAACAGGCAAAGAAGGAGGAAAAAGAGAGAAUAAACAAUGAUCCAUUCUACACCAAAACUGAAACAGAUGGUUUUGGCUACAAAUUAAAAGUACUAAUUUCCAUUCAUUGUGGAUGACACUUUGUUUCUUCAGGUUGAGAUUAGUUCGCAAUCGAGUUAAUU